CAUUGUUUACUCGGUUAAUCGCUUAUCUCGAGGCAUAGCGGGGGCCCACCGGCUUCAAGUUACUACAGAAAAGAUUCGCAUGUUUCCAGAAAAUCACAAACAGGUACUGCGAGCUGUCACAUGAAGACAUACACCUUUAUUUGUUACCUGAAGGAAAAUCAAGAAACGUGUCAACUCGUGAACAAUGGCAGCCUACACGACAAUCACCGGGGCCUUGCAGCUUCAUGCUAAGCACAUACCACAGCGUCCGGCAUUCAUCUUCCACGACUGCCAGGGUGGUCGCCAGGUCCUCACCUACGAGCUCAUCUAUCGUCUUGGUGGACGGUGGGCCGCUGUACUCAAGGCAUCGGGCUUGGGGCGUGGUCACUUCAUCCUCAACACGCUGCCCAACUCUCCCGAGAGAGCUGUGUGCGAGACGGGCCUCCUCAUGUCGGGGGCCGUCUCCGUCAACGGUCAGUGUCAGCUGGCAGACGGCUCCGACAUCCUAUACGGACUGAACAAAUCUCAAGCCACAGCUAUCGUCAUCGACCCUGACGUCCACAACAUCCCGUGGAACGCGCUCAGGACCAGCCUGGAACUCAUCGGCCAAAACUAUGUCGCUUCUGAGAAGCUCCCGAGUCUCAGGAAAGUCUUCUUUAUUCGGCGACGCGAAAAGGGUAGCGACGACGACUUUCUGAGUCACCUGGAAAACCUCAACGACUGGUUCUACGACGACAGUAUCAGUGUGGAUGACAUCUGCUCGGUCUUCACCACCUCGGGCAGCACUGGCUUUUCUAAGCUGGUCGUCAAAACGCACGGCGACAUAGUAAAUUUCGUAAAGAAUAUGGAGUCUGACAACUAUGAAAUUCCAGAACAUUUAAUACAAUUCAUUAUUUCUCCCUUUGGCUGGGUAGGAGGAUUUGUGGGAUACAUGUUUAUCGCAGCGACCACCCGAGUUCUUUUCGAUAUAAGAACUGGGAUACCUGACGAUAUAGCUGAACUUAUAUAUCAAACGAUACAAGAAGAAAGAUGUGAUACUUGUUUCAUUUCACCAAUAUAUAUUCUUCAAAUUUUUAAUAAAAGAAGAGCGUUGUUGGAAGAACAAAAGAAACAGGGCUGUGAACGGUCUGUUUUCGACAGCGACUGGAAAUUAAAACAGCUCUUUCUUGCUGGGCAGCCGAUAACUAAACAAAUCAUAGAAGCAGCAUCAGCUUUUUCUGACAAAAUUAAGGUCGGCUAUGGGGGAACCGACAUUGGGAUGAUAUCAUUCCUCGACGUAGAUGACCCAAACAAGUAUAACGACUUCGACUGCGGUACUCCUACUCCAGGGGUAGAGAUAAAGAUCGUCAACACUGAAGAUGAGGGUACAAUCAUGCCAACUGGAGAACGUGGCCUUAUUUUGGUCAAGCACGUGGACAGUAGAGUCCAAUUACUCAAUGACCCUGAUGCCACAAAAGCACUCUAUACCUCAGAUGGCUUUUUUCGAACUGGUGACAUAGGGAAGCUCACCGCUGAUGGUCACCUCAUCGUGGAAGGUCGAGGCAGCGACGCCAUUUCUCGUGGUAUGUAUAUUUUCUACCCUGGGUGGCUUGAAACUCGAAUUCGUCGGUGUCCCGGAGUGGUGGACGUGGCGGUGGUAGGUGUGCCGGAUCCCGUGGUCGGCGAAGAGCUCUGCGCGUGCUUGUUGCUGGAGUCGGACGACAUCACCGUGAAGUCAGUACAAGAGUUUGUAGAGAAGGACAUCGUUUCCUCCAUCGAUGACCCACUUUCACCGAGACCCAGAUUUUACUUGAAGUUUGACUCGUUUCCUUUGACCAGCACAGACAAGACGUUUCGCAGGGUAAUCAGGGAAGAAGCAGCAGCUCGUCUCUCAAAGAAAGAUGAAGAAAUCUAAGUACAUAGUGCAUCUUCGUACCUUUACCUUGUGUUUAUACAGUCAUAAACUUCUAAUGUCUUUGCUUUAUGUAUGUAUCUUCACUCCUAUAGCAAUGCUUUUUUCUCCUUCUCUAUUUCCCUCUCAUAACGAGAGGAACACAAAAAAAUGGAAUGUUCUUCAGACUUGACCUUUCGCCGUCAAAUUCGUACUACGAAGAAAUAGAGAUUGUAAACGGAGUUUGUAUUGUUGAAUAACGUAUGCUUGAUACUCAAGACAAAUUUUCGGAUGUUUAUUUUAUGCUAUGUGGAGACUUUAAUGCGAGGACCAGCUCUUGUAUUCCCGAUGACAGUCGCCUGUCCUUUGAUCGUGUGGAUUUUGAAAUAGAUAAACCUGUGUCGUCCGAAUACAAUCGUGAGUCAGGAUAAUUGUGUUAAUGCCGUUGGCAUCUACUAAGUACAUAUGUGUAAAGAAUUUGACAGUGAUUCUAAACCGUCUGCUAUUAUGAGGUUCAAGUGGUGACUUUACUUAUAACUCUCCCAACGGCUCAAGCGUCAUUGACUAUUACUUGAUUUCUGUUCAGCUUGUUACUUUGAGUCAGACUCUGCACGUGGCAUCACGUGAUAAGUCACAACACAUGCCUGUGGAGUUGUGCCUCACAGUUAGCAGGAAACCUUCGUCACGGACCUACCAUCAUGUUUUAGAGAGAAAUGUGUGUCGCUAUCUGAAAGAUCAAGUGUAUGAGUGGAAUGUAUCAAGUCAGAUGAAGUUCAAGAAUAUUUUAAAGAAGCUUUAAUUGCUGUUGAUUUUGACAUAGAGGUUGCUCUUUAAAGUUUAAUCAAGGUCUAAAAAAACUGGACACUGUAUGAAAAGAGA
Molecule: messenger RNA, 2728 nt
Organism: Pomacea canaliculata
Lineage: Eukaryota; Metazoa; Mollusca; Gastropoda; Architaenioglossa; Ampullariidae
Product: acyl-CoA synthetase family member 2, mitochondrial-like
Exons: 2
Coding region: 185-1873 (562 amino acids)
Source: RefSeq, a predicted model, not a curated record